Messenger RNA from Exophiala bonariae, 861 nucleotides. RefSeq lists its product as uncharacterized. The coding region runs from base 1 to 861 and encodes 286 amino acids. Gene Ontology annotation, molecular function: nucleoside triphosphate diphosphatase activity. The transcript has a single exon. The record is from RefSeq and is a predicted model, not a curated record. Lineage: Eukaryota; Fungi; Ascomycota; Eurotiomycetes; Chaetothyriales; Herpotrichiellaceae.
AUGGCAGCCUCUGAGAAAUCAGGACUCCCAACCGACGCACCGCCGUCAUACGAUGCCCUGGGCGUACCUUCUUCCAAAGAAACCCACGCACCAGGCCGGCCCAACGCAAAUGCGAAUGCGCCACCCCGCCAACUACGACCACCCCCACCACCGCUGGACCUCCCAGCGCUCAACCUGCUGCGCGGCAAACGCGUGAUCCUGGCAUCGGCCUCCCCACGACGGAAAGCGCUCCUCGCACAAAUCGGCCUGACGAACGUGGAGAUCAUCCCGUCGAAAUUCGAGGAAAACCUGUCGAAAUCGCUGUCGCCGUUUGAGUACGUGCUGGCGACGGCGACGCAGAAGGCGCUCUCCGUGUACCAGGCCGAGAUUGACAAUGCCGAGGCAAUGGAGGAGCCCGGCCUGAUCCUCGCUGCUGAUACCGUGGUCGUGAAUUCCAGGGGCGAUAUCUUGGAGAAGCCCCGCAGCGAGGCGCAUCAUAUUGCCAUGUUGAAGGGGUUGAGGGAUUCAGGGGUGCAUCGCGUCUAUACCGCUGUGGUGGUUGUCACGCCCCUGCAGAGCGCGCGCGACCCCGGGUAUGCGCUGGAGUCGGCGACGGAGGAGACGCUCGUCAAGUUUGACGCUGAGAUUACGGAUGAGUUACUACUGGCGUAUGUGCGGACCAGGGAGGGCGCGGAUAAGGCCGGUGGGUAUGGAAUCCAGGGUACUGGAGCGAUCUUGGUGGAGAGGAUAGAAGGGAGUUUCGAUAAUGUGGUUGGGUUACCACUGAGAAUGACGUUGAAAUUGAUUGGCAGUGUUCUUGCCAGGUCGGACGAUGAUGAUAUUCUCCCUGAUGACGACUUCUUGGACGCGGAGGACGACUAG